CAGGAUUUCAAGCUAGAAACCGUUCCCAAGAACGAAUAUGGAUUAUUUCACAGUAAUGACAGCUACAUCGUCCUGAACUCAACUGACAGUGGGUGGGAUGUCCACUUUUGGCUUGGUGAGACUGCCUCCCAAGAUGAAGCUGGAACAGCUGCUAUAAAAACAGUGGAAAUCGAUCAAGCUCUCAAUGGUCUUCCUGUACAAUACAGGGAAGUGCAGAACCAUGAAUCGCCACUGUUCCUUUCAUAUUUUCCGAAUGGCAUCAGAUAUUUGGAAGGUGGAUACGAGUCAGGUUUUAAUCAUGUGGAGGAAGAGUUCAAGAACUGGGAACCGCGACUCUUUCAUUGUAAAGGAAAACGAAAUGUUCGUUGCCAUCAGGUGAGU
Molecule: messenger RNA, 381 nt
Organism: Ostertagia ostertagi
Lineage: Eukaryota; Metazoa; Nematoda; Chromadorea; Rhabditida; Trichostrongylidae
Source: the annotation of a GenBank genome assembly